CCCCUAACUACUGUUAUGGUAACGCUUACCUAACAACUAUAUUUGACUAUGAUUGAACCCGAUCAAACAUGUUAAGAUUGUUGUGGAAUGCUUUUUCACCAAUCAGAUUGAUGAUUGUGUUGAACAUGUUCAACUACACACGUCCUUUAUAUUUAAUGGUACUAAUAGUUUGCAGUUGUGGAUUUGCAAAUAUGGACACAAUGCUAGAAGGAAAGAACGAACUCAAUCGCCUUGACGUAUCUAAUAAUGUGACUAGCAUACGCGGUUAUCCCAAAGACAAUAUUACAUUUAUUUGGAAAUAUAACAACACAGAACCAAUACACAUGAUCAUAUUUAACCGUAAGAAGGAGAAAAACGGAAAGCUUAACCACCUUGGAGUUUGGGAAGAUAGCAUCUUUAAUAGAAAUGCUUCUAGCGUGAAAGUAAGUGUUAGGUUCAAUAAAACUGGUGAUUUGGAAGGUAUCAUAUAUUUGACACUACUAGAUACAACAUCAGGAGACUACAACUUGAACUACACCUGUAGGAUUGUUUUUAAUGACAAAAAAUCAAGCUCUAUCAUUGGUAUAUUCCUUGCUGGUGGUCCGGAUGUAUCAAGUAACGUGGCAAACAUGAGCGGGUACCCCAACGAUAACAUUACAUUUAUUUGGAAUUAUUACUAUACAGUAGAAAUAAACAUGAUCACAUUUAACCGCAAGAAUGAGAAAAACGGAAAGCUUAACCCCCUUGGAGUUUGGGAAGAUGGCAUCUUUAAUAGAAAUGCUUCUAGCGUGAAAGUAAGAGUUAUGUUCAAUAAAACUGGUGAUUGGGAAGGUGUCAUAUAUUUGACAUUACUAAAUACAACAGCAGGAGACUACAACUUGAACUACACCUGUAAGGUUGUUUUUAAUGACAAAAAAUCAAGCUCUAGCAUUGGUAUAUUCCUUGCUGGUGGUCCUGACGUAUCUAGUAACGUGACAAACAGUUCAGACCCUGGUGUAUCUAGUAACGUGACUAACAUGAGCGGACACCCCAAAGAUAACAUUACAUUUAUUUGGAAUUAUAACUAUACAGAAUCAAUAGACAUGAUCAUAUUUAACCGUAAGAAUGAGAAAGGCGGAAAGAUUGAUAAGAUAGGAUAUUGGCAAGGAGGCAAUUUUCUACCAACAAUACCAGAUGGUGAAAGUAGACUGACAUUUAACAAAACAGAACGAAAUAUUACCAAUGGUAUUGAAGGACAGAUUAUUCUAACGUUACUUAAUGCAUCAAGGGAAGACUUUAAUUAUUUCUAUAUAUGUCGUAUUAUCUUUCAUGAUAAAGAAGAAAGUAGUUGGGGUAUCUUGCUCAAAGAAAAGGUAUUCGUCCAAGAUAUUUCUGGAUUAUCUUCCUGGGAAAUUGUUGGUAUAACUGUGGCUGUUGUAUUCCUGGUCGUAAUAGUAAUAGUAAUAGUAAUAAUAGUAUUGGUCAAACGAUAUGAUUCAGUCAGACAAAAAAUAAAAUGUUGCAUAGGGGAAAACAACACUGAUACGAAAGAGGGAAACAACACAACAGACCAGCAGGAAACGAUUCCAUUGAAUGAGCUAUAGUAGACGGAGUGAACAGCAUCGGUUAUUUAAACAAAAAAAAAAUGUUAAAUACCUUAUGUCCAUUUUAAGUUCAGUUUUAUAUUGAUUGUCAUUUAUGUAUUUAUGUUUUUAAUUGUAUAUAUUAAUCUGUGAUAUAUUAUUGUUCGUCGACCAUUGUUUAAGUGUAUCGUCACCCAUGUUUGUCAGCCUGUCUUCCCGCGAUACAGAUUAUCCCCCAUGUUCGUGCGAUAGAGAGUAUCUCAUAUCCUCACUUGCCGCCGUAAUAACAAACCGCAAGCAUUGUUUUAGUUCGCCGUCUUUAUUAGCUAGGUCGGAGCAGAAUAGUAGGAUGUUUUUUGUUCAGUUCAUUCUAGUCAUAUUUGUGAUACAAAUAGGUAACGUCACCGUAAGGAUUUCGUUCGUAUUUGGUUACGAAAGAAUGCUAGUAGCCGUCGCUUCAUUAAAUUAACGAUUAUUUUGAUUGAAUUUACCCAGAUAAAUUGGAGAAUUUCACAACUGCCGAAUAUGACUACUCGGUCGAGACUUGCAACUCAAAACUAGCUUGGUUGUUUUAAAGGAACUGUUGCAUCUCUUUAAGCAAAAUCAAAAGUUAGAAAUACGCCAGAAUUUCUUUAAGUGGGAUGAAGUAAUUGAACAGUAACACACUAAGACUAUUUAUGGAAUAACCUUGCGUGUUAAUAAACCAGUAAUUGUUUUUCCAUAAAUAGUGUUAGAUAUACGUGCACUUUUUCAAAUCAGCUUUGACAAAUCACAUGAAUUAUGUUUAUAUGAAAUAUGGAUUUCCGCGCAAAUUUCAAAUUUAUACCAAUUAAAUCCAUAUAUAAAAAAAUAUAUUUUUGUAUUACAGUAUAUGAUAUAUUUGUAUGCUUUUUAGUCGUUGAUUUUAUCAUUCAGAACUAAUUUUAUAUUUUUACUGUAAUUAUAUUAAAAUACAAACAAAAA
Molecule: messenger RNA, 2504 nt
Organism: Patella vulgata (common limpet)
Lineage: Eukaryota; Metazoa; Mollusca; Gastropoda; Patellidae
Exons: 11
Coding region: 69-1562 (497 amino acids)
Source: RefSeq, a predicted model, not a curated record